AUGGACGACAUCAUCCCGGGUUUCGAAGGCCGUGUUCUGGUCGUGGCCAACCGUGUGCCCAUCUCCAUAAAGACCACUCCAGAAGACGACUUCGAGUACAGCAUGUCCUCCGGGGGUCUCGUGUCCGGGCUGAAGGCGUUGUCCAAGGCGAUUGACUUCAAGUGGUUCGGCUGGCCGGGCAUCGAUGUACACCGCAACGACAAGGACAAAGUACGUCGCCACCUGCAAGACAACUUUAACGCCGUUCCCAUAUUCCUGCCAGAUAAGCUAGCCGAAAUGCAUUACAACGGCUUCUCAAACUCAAUAUUGUGGCCGCUGUUACAUGGAAUGCCAGAAAAGGCUGGCUCGGAUGAGAGGUGGUCACAAGCAUACCAAGAAGUCAACGAGGUCUUUGCCGACAACAUCCUUCCCUACGUGGAGGACAACGACAUUAUCUGGGUCCACGACUACCACCUCCUGCUCCUCCCGGGCAUCCUGCGUGAGCGGCUGCAAAAGAAGAAGAAUCUCAAGAUCGGAUUUUUCUUGCACACUCCCUUCCCCACCGAAGACUAUUUUACUAUUCUGCCGUUUCGGGAGGAGAUUUGCAGGAGUUUGCUCCUCUGUGACGUGGUGGGUUUUCAUACGAACGAGUACGCCAAAGGCUUUCUGGAGAGCGCCCGCAUCGUGCUCGAGGGGGUGUCGAAGUCUCCGAGUGACCUACAUUGGAAAGGACGGAAGGUAAUCGUCCAUGGCUUUCCCCUUGGCAUUGAAGCGGACGAGUGGAAACAGAAUUUGGAGGCAGACGCCGUCAAACAGGCAGUGGCGGAGCUGCGUGAUAAGUUUGGCGAGCAGAAGAUCAUUCUCGGAGUCGACAGACUCGACUAUAUCAAGGGCAUCCCGCAGAAAUUGCGUGCCUUUGAUCGUUUUCUGACCGACCACCCUGAGUGGGUGGGAAAGGCGGUCAUGGUUCAAUUGGCCAUUCCCACACGAGGGGAAGUGGACACGUACCGAAAGCUGCGGGAGGAGGUCGAGCAACUUGUCGGACGCAUCAAUGGCAAACACGCAACAUUCGGACACACGCCGAUCCAGUACAUGUACCGGUCCGUGGAGCCGGAGCAGCUUUGCGCCCUGUACGCAGUGUCGGACGUGUGCAUCAUCUCCUCCGUAAGAGACGGCUUGAACCUGGUAAGCUACGAAUACGCGGCGUGUCAGGAAGAGCGCAAGGGCGUCCUGAUGAUGUCGACGUACGCGGGGGCGAUCAAGACGCUGCCGUCGGAUUCGGUCAUCCUCCUCAACCCCUGGGACACGCCCCGUUUUGCCGAGCGCAUCAACCAGGCCGUGAAUAUGGGCAUGGACGAGCGGGCGCAGCGGCACAGACAGAUGAUGCAGGUAGUGGAUACGUGGACGAGCGUCAAAUGGGGCAAAGCCUUCCUCCAGACCAUGAUGACCAUGGACAUGCCGCACGACCCCGAGAUGCCCGACCACGACCCGGUGGAGCAGUGGACGUCAGACGUCCCGGACUCGGAGACGGGCAAGAUUCAACCCUAG
Molecule: messenger RNA, 1527 nt
Organism: Fonsecaea erecta
Lineage: Eukaryota; Fungi; Ascomycota; Eurotiomycetes; Chaetothyriales; Herpotrichiellaceae
Product: alpha,alpha-trehalose-phosphate synthase (UDP-forming)
Exons: 4
Coding region: 1-1527 (508 amino acids)
Biological process (GO): cellular response to heat; trehalose biosynthetic process
Cellular component (GO): alpha,alpha-trehalose-phosphate synthase complex (UDP-forming); cytosol
Molecular function (GO): catalytic activity
Source: RefSeq, a predicted model, not a curated record